This is a messenger RNA of Copidosoma floridanum, 1476 nucleotides long. RefSeq names its product splicing factor 45 (gene Spf45). Gene Ontology annotation, molecular function: RNA binding. The record is from RefSeq and is a predicted model, not a curated record. Gene Ontology annotation, cellular component: precatalytic spliceosome. NCBI's taxonomy places the organism in Eukaryota, Metazoa, Arthropoda, Insecta, Hymenoptera, Encyrtidae. Gene Ontology annotation, biological process: alternative mRNA splicing, via spliceosome; mRNA cis splicing, via spliceosome.
UAUGUCGCUCGUAACGUCAUCGUCUCGUCGGAAAAGUGAUUUUCUUGCAAAUAAUCUAUCAUUUGCGAUAAAAAGUACAGUAGGAGAUGUUAGUUACAAGAGUUAAUUGCUAGUCUUCCAUAGUAAUGUCUUUGUACGACGAUUUUGACAAGCACCGGGCGACGGAGAAGGUGGCCGGAUGGUCCUCCGGCAUCAAGCUCCUCCAAUCUCAGCUUCAGCUGAAAAAAGCUGCGACUCCUCAUGCUAAGCGUGAACAGAAUAAAAAAGCCGUGGCCAUCCUUGCACCCGUGAUCGAUCUCAAGUCCAAGACCAGAGAGGUCGAAAAAGUCGACGAUGGCGUGGGCAAGUAUUUUGGAGCAGGUAGUGGUAUUAGCAUGGAAUUCGACUGGAACGUAACAAAUGAGUACGAUCCGAUGCGGCCAAACGAUUACGAGAAAGUGGUGAAGGAGCUGCGUGAGAUCCGCGACCGGGAACACGAUCAGGAGAGCGAGAGGAAGAGGUUGAGAAGGGAAAAUCAGAGGGACUACGAGGAGAGCCAAAUGGCCAGUGUGGCUGCCACAAUGAACUCGGAGAGGGACGAGGAGCGUCCGGCAUUCAACAGAAACACUGCUGGAGGAGCUACCAUUGCUCCACCUCCUUCGCUGCAGGAGUCUUCAUCACCUGAGCCACCAACUCCACCACCACCACCACCGUCCACUGCUCUUCCAGUACCAGCUCCAAGGCAAACACUCAGUCAGGGCUAUGCAACAUCGUCGGUUGCUGCCAAGAUCAUGGCCAAGUAUGGCUUCAAAGAAGGUCAGGGGCUUGGAAAGAAGGAGCAGGGAAUGUCAGUGGCACUGCAGGUCGAGAAGACAAGUAAGAGGGGAGGCAGGAUCGUUAGCGAAAAGGAACAACUGAUGCCUCCACCAUCCUUCAAUCAGUCACCACCUUCUAAUUCGCAGUCAUCUGCACUGACUCUAGAUGAGCCUAGCAUCACUGAAAUCAUGAAGUCACCGAGCAAAGUUGUCUUACUGAGGAAUAUGGUUGGACCUGGCGAGGUAGACGAUGAUCUAGAGCCUGAGGUUAAAGAUGAGUGCAACACCAAGUAUGGGGAUGUUGGACGCGUUAUGAUUCAAGAAGUUCUCAAUGUACAGCCAGAGGAUGCUGUGAGGAUUUUUGUAGAAUUCAAAAGAAUUGAGAGUGCCAUCAAAGCUGUUGUUGAUCUAAAUGGACGGUUUUUUGGUGGAAGACAAGUGAAGGCUGGAUUUUAUUCGGUUGAGAAAUUUAAUAAGUAUCAAUUGUUGGACUAGUGUUGAAAAUUUUUUUUUUUAACUAAAGAAGAUUUCUGUGUAAAAAUUUUUCAGUGGAACCAUUGAUAUUUCGUACGUUACUUUAGGAUUUUGAGGCUCACUCAAAAAAACUGCACUCUAUUCUAAGUCUACUUGUAUAAGCUGUAUAUAAAAAUUGUGUAAUAAUAAAACAAUCUUUUUUUAAGAA